CUCGCUCCAAUGUGCUGCAUAUCGCGCGGAGCCGCUGCUCCAUUUCGGAACUUGUGCUGUGUCCGCGCGUGCGGCGCUUUUCACAACAAGCGAGUUGGUGGGAGAUUUUUUUUUGUGUGUGUAGCUCGUUUACCGAAAUUCUGAAUAAAAGCCGAGUUGUGAGGUGUUCGUGGACGUUUGUAAGAGUUUAACGUGUAGUUAAGAAGACUUGGAGUGGCGUGGAGAGGAGAAGGUGAGAGUGUUUUGGUUAACUAGCCAAACAAACCAAACAAACUUUAAGACUGUUUUUAUUUUUGUUUUUCUCAAGAGGACAAUUUCAGACAAGGGAAUACACGAAAUACGGAGUCGCUUCAUCACAAGGGGAAAAAUUACACGUUUUCCUUUUUUUGGGUUCAUUCAGAAAAAAAAAGAUUUUUUUUAACCCAAAACUGAACACGUUUUUAUUUCACUUUGGAUUUGUUUACGUCGUUAGUUGAGCCGAGUUACUGUAGGUUAUAGUGUUGUUUGUAGAACAGACUCCGCGUUCAGAUUGUAAAAAGGUUGAAAUUCGGUGUGAAAAGGAUUUUUUUGAGCUGUUGCUGCUGCAGAAAGUUGUCAGGAAAAAGGUGUGAAACAUGCCGCAGCUGGCGGGUGGUGGAGGCGGUGGAGACCCGGAGCUCUGCGCCACAGACGAGAUGAUCCCGUUCAAGGACGAAGGAGACCCACAGAAAGAGCAGAACUUCGCAGAAAUCACCAACUCUGAAGAAGAAGGAGACCUGGCUGAGCUCAAAUCAUCUCUGGUCAAUGAGAGUGAAACGAGUCCGAACAGCAACAGCCAUGAUGUGAGUCCUCAGAUUCACAACUCCACCAAACUCUCACAUCAUCUCCUCACUAAUGAAUACAAACAUGCAGCUAGACAGUCCCAAAUAACCCCAGACUCCUAUCAUGAAAAACACAGAGAACAUCCGGAUGAUGGAAAGCUCCAAGAUCUGUACAGUAAAGGGCAUGCCUACUCUGGUUACCCAAGUUACAUCAUGAUGACCAACAUGAACAACGAACCCUACAUGAACAACGGCUCCCUCUCGCCUCCUAUGCCCAGAACGUCAAAUAAGGUUCCUGUGGUGCAGCCGUCCCAUGCAGUUCACCCCCUCACACCUCUGAUCACCUAUAGCGAUGAGCACUUCGCUGUUGGCCCUCAUUCCGCACACCACCCACAGGACUCCAAAGGAAUGCCUAGGCAUCAUCCCGGUCCAGAUAUUCCUAACUUUUACUCACUUUCCCCUGGAGGAGUUGGACAGAUCACCCCACCAUUGGGCUGGUUCCCACAUCACAUGGUUCCAGGACCUCCCGGACCUCAUGCCACGGGAAUCCCCCACCCUGCCAUUGUCAACCCACAAGUCAAACAUGAGCCUCCACAUGAGACGGACCUUAUGCACAUGAAGUCUCAGCACGACCAGCGAAAGGAACAGGAGCCCAAGAAACCUCACAUCAAGAAGCCUCUCAACGCCUUCAUGCUUUACAUGAAAGAAAUGCGUGCCAACGUGGUGGCUGAGUGCACACUGAAGGAGAGUGCUGCCAUUAACCAGAUUCUAGGCAGAAGGUGGCAUGCUUUAUCUCGGGAAGAGCAAGCAAAGUAUUAUGAAUUAGCCCGCAAGGAACGGCAGCUCCACAUGCAGUUAUACCCAGGCUGGUCUGCCAGAGACAAUUACGGAAAGAAGAAGAAAAGAAAGAGGGAGAAGCUCCAGGAAUCAGCCUCAGACUUCCAUUUUCUGCAGGUACAGCCCAGAGAAUGAAAACGGCGUACAUCUGAGCAAUGGAGGAAAACGAACUGCUUUCUCCUCAUGCAAAGCGAAGCCAGCAGCUGCGGGGGCCCUUUUGGAGAUGGAAGCCUGUUAGAUGACCUCUGACCCCUUCUGCAACCUCUUGACUCCCCCCUGCUGACCUCUUCGAGGGCUCCAGCUCUUGAGUUCGCUCCUCUGCUGUAGAGACACUGAACUGAAACCACAGACAAUCGCUUCCUGCCUAGACCUGCUACUAUUUUACACACACACAUACUUAGCCCUUCAUAGUUCCGAGUACACACACACAUACACACACAGUUUGUUUGGGGUUCACUUUCAUUUUAGCUUAUUUCUCCCAAAGUCCAAGUUAUUGCACUGAUCAUGUCUUCAUCCAAACGCACAGAAUUACCACACACACGUGCAGAGAGGCAAGAAAUCAAUCACACACCUGUCCCUAAGUUAUUUUAAAUUAUUUGGCACCCCUGUUUUUCUGUAUGUACAGUUCAUCCCGUGCACAGUCUCACUUUUCACCCGAUGAUGUAGCAUUUCAGGGCCCAGUUUUCAGGAGCGUUCUCUUCGGGCAUCGGAUCAUUUAUUCCCGGCUUGAAAACUCUCAAGACUAUUUCAUAUUUCAACCAGUGGGUGCAACAUAAAAAAACAAAAAGUAUCAAAGUUUUGGCUUUUAUGGGUUGAAGUUCUUGAUUUUGCAUUUUUAAAAAAAUAUUAAUUUCAUCUCUUGGUGUAUAUUUUAAAUCAUUUUGUUUUUUAUCUUUAUUUUUUUUUAUAUAUAUAUAUAUAUACUGCUGUGUGUGUGUAUAUAUAUAUAUAUAUAAAUAUAUAUAUAUAAAAGAGAAUAAGCUUCACGAUAGGAAAGCCGUUCUGUUUUUCAUGCAGAAAUGACCUGCUUUCAUUUGAGAACUGUAACUAAUGAUGACCUUCCAGUGCUCAGAUUUAAGUAAUGCUCAGUAUGUGUACUUUUUAAUGAAAAAUCUCCAGAUAUGUCUCUUGGUGGUAUUUUUGCAGGCAGCGUUAGGACAUGCGUGUUCGAGUGGGUACUCAGAGGCCUAUAUUUUAUUGUUCUGAACAGACAAAUGAAGCAGAUAUAUAUAUUUACCCCAGCACUUGCCGGUCUCUUUUAUUGCGAUGUUCCUCUGUUUCCUCUCUAUCUGCUAGAUAAUAGUGGUCUUUUUGCCAUGUUGUUUAUUACAUGCAAGCAUUUCUGUAACAUUUGAUUUUUAUAUUCUAUUCUUUAGUAUUAUUGGAUAUGUUUUUCUUUUUUUUUUUUGUUAAAUAUUUUUUUAAAUUCGUUGUCAUUUCGAUUCACUGUCAUCUUGGUUUAGCACUUUGCUUCCAAGUGGUCACAUUUGAACUGUGUUUCUACAUGCCUUUUUUAAAAAAACCAAAAAAAGACAAAAAAAUAAAUCAGCAUCUUUGACUGA
Tachysurus vachellii is the source of this 3199-nucleotide messenger RNA. RefSeq names its product lymphoid enhancer-binding factor 1 (gene lef1). Lineage: Eukaryota; Metazoa; Chordata; Actinopteri; Siluriformes; Bagridae. The transcript is spliced from 11 exons. Gene Ontology annotation, cellular component: beta-catenin-TCF complex. Gene Ontology annotation, molecular function: DNA-binding transcription factor activity, RNA polymerase II-specific; RNA polymerase II cis-regulatory region sequence-specific DNA binding. The coding region runs from base 615 to 1772 and encodes 385 amino acids. Gene Ontology annotation, biological process: canonical Wnt signaling pathway; regulation of transcription by RNA polymerase II. The record is from RefSeq and is a predicted model, not a curated record.